Mesorhabditis belari is the source of this 558-nucleotide messenger RNA. The record is from the annotation of a GenBank genome assembly. NCBI's taxonomy places the organism in Eukaryota, Metazoa, Nematoda, Chromadorea, Rhabditida, Rhabditidae.
AUGGGUGGUCGAUUGUUUUAUGAGCUAGGACAAGAUGGUUGUGAAAAUUACGCUUCUUUUGGAUGUCACGUUGUUGCAAUUUUUCUUCUUCACAUGAUAUACGAGUUGAUUCUAUUGGUUGUCUUCUUAAUUGUCUCAUGGAAUACCGGAAAAUGGGUCGAUGAUACGAGUUUUUUGAUUUGGCCAACAAUAUUUGGAUCGUUGUGCUUUCUCACGUGGUGUUUGGGGCCGAUGGGGAUUUUGGCCGAAAAUUACCUCCUUUUAUCUAUGUGCUCGAUUCGCAGCUUUUUCCUGGCUAUUUUAGCCGUCUUGAGCACUUUUAUACAUUUGGUUAUCUUUGAAGGAUUUGUUUGGGAAGUUGUUGGAUGGAUCUUUGUGAUGCCCGGCUUCUUUUAUGUGAUCGGUAGCUAUUAUUCGGCUAGGAGUGGCACUUACUUCCUUACCAGAUAUACUGGUUACGAUGCAGCUGAUCCAGACUUGAUGACGGUUCUCGGAAAGAAACCAAAGAAGACGAAAAAGCACGCCCUUCUACGAAUUUGUGAUCUUGCUUAUGGUAAA